AUGUCGCUGCAGGUCCCCUACCGAGGAAAGGCGUCUAGAGAGGCUGCCACCAAGGCCGUUAUUCUGGUCGGCGGUCCUUCCCGUGGCACUCGAUUCCGUCCCCUUUCUCUCGACGUUCCCAAGCCCCUCUUCGAAGUCGCUGGCCACCCCAUCAUCUGGCACUGCCUGGCCGCUAUCGACCGGGUCCCUGGCAAGGAGAUCACCGAGGUCCUCAUCAUCGGCUACUACGACGAGACAGUCUUCCGCGACUUCAUCAAGGAUGCCGCCAGCGAGUUCCCCGAACUGACCAUUAAGUACCUGCGCGAAUACGAGGCUCUCGGCACUGCUGGCGGCCUCUACCACUUCCGCGAUGCCAUCCUCAAGGGCCACCCCGAGCGCCUCUUCGUCCUGAACGCCGAUGUCUGCUGUUCCUUCCCCCUCCCCGAGAUGCUCCAGCUCUUCCACGACAAGAACGCCGAGGCCGUCAUUCUGGGAACUCGUGUCUCCAACGACGCCGCCACCAACUUUGGCUGCAUCGUCAGCGACGCCCACACCCGCCGCGUCCUCCACUACGUCGAAAAGCCCGAGUCGCAAAUCAGCAACCUCAUCAACUGCGGCGUCUACCUCUUCUCCACUGACGCCAUCUUCCCCUCCAUCAAGACCGCCAUCAAGCGCCGCACCGACCGCCCCUCCCGCCUCAUGUCCUACCCGAGCUCCGAGAACCUCGAGAGCAGCUUCAUCAUCACCGACGAAGACGACGAGGAGCGCAAGAACCAGGUCAUCCGCCUUGAGCAGGACAUCCUCGGUGACUUCGCCGACACAAAGUCCUUCUUCGUCUACGAGACCAAGGACUUCUGGCGCCAGAUCAAGACGGCCGGCUCCGCCGUCCCCGCCAACGCCCUCUACCUGCAGAAGGCCUGGCAGACCGGCUCCAAGGAGCUCGCCGAGCCCAGCGCCAACAUCAUCCCCCCCGUCUUCAUUCACCCCACUGCCCAUGUCGACCCCACCGCGAAGCUGGGCCCCAACGUCUCCAUCGGCCCCCGUGUCCACGUCGGCCCCGGCGCCCGCAUCAAGGAGGCCGUCGUCCUCGAGGACUCGGAGAUCAAGCACGAUUCGUGCGUCCUCUACUCUAUCAUUGGCUGGGGAAGCCGCGUCGGUGCUUGGGCCCGUGUCGAAGGCACCCCGACCCCCGUCGGUAGCCACACGACGAGCAUCAUCAAGAACGGCGUCAAGGUCCAGAGCAUCACCAUUCUCGGCAAGGACUGCGGUGUCGGCGAUGAGAUCCGCGUGCAGAACUGUGUCUGCCUGCCGUUCAAGGAGUUGAAGAGAGACGUUGCAAACGAAGUCAUCAUGUAA
Colletotrichum higginsianum IMI 349063 is the source of this 1335-nucleotide messenger RNA. Its product is annotated as Nucleotidyl transferase. Gene Ontology annotation, molecular function: transferase activity. NCBI's taxonomy places the organism in Eukaryota, Fungi, Ascomycota, Sordariomycetes, Glomerellales, Glomerellaceae. The record is from RefSeq and is a predicted model, not a curated record. Gene Ontology annotation, biological process: biosynthetic process. The transcript is spliced from 3 exons. Bases 1 to 1335 code for a protein of 444 amino acids. Gene Ontology annotation, cellular component: cytoplasm.